UCCCGGACAUGGCGAAAAGCGUGCUUAUGCGCUUAUUUUGAAAAGCAGACUUUAUUAAGUGCUUUUCGUUUAAACGCCCACCUCUAAACACACAUGACAUUGACAGUCUGUUGUGUGCAUUAACCAUUGACGGCUGUUAUUGUGAAAAGGAUCGCAAAGUUAAAAUAAUUUGAAAGUAUUGUUACAAAUUAGCAAUUAAUUACAAUUUAACGUACUUGAUAGUGUGGAAUGCUAAUUAAUAGUUACAUGCAGUAAUAAAAUUUAUUACUAUGAUUACUUCACUAAAAACAUGGGAGAGGUUAUACCGGGUCGCAAAAUUUCCAUUUAGGUGUCGCAGUUAUUCAAAAGACACUAAAAAUCCUUUUACAAGGACGUGGGGGGUACUUUCGAAAGAGGUGCCGGAGUUUCUUGGCAUAAACAAGAAAGAAGUAGUAUUUCCCGAGCAUGCAGAUAUUGUUAUUAUUGGUGGAGGCUUCAUAGGCACUGCUGUUGCAUACUGGCUCAAAGUGAAAGCCGGCGAAGGCUUGGCAGUAGUAGUGUUAGAAAAUGAUCCAAUGUUCAAGUCGGCACAGAAAAAUCUAUCACUAGGAACGAUAACGCAACACUUUGCACUGCCUGAAAAUAUACUGCUUGCUCAAUAUGGAGCAGAGUUUUUACGGAACUUCUCCCAACAUUUAAAUAAAAAAGUAGACUUGCAAUAUUGCCCACAUGGGCAUUUGGUCUUAGCAAGUGAGCAGUACGCAGAGAGAUUAGAACACAAUAUACAAAUUCAGAGAGAGUAUGGAGUAAAAAAUGAACUACUCACAGUUGAGGACAUAAAGAUGCGAUUCCCAUAUUUAAAUACCGAAGAUAUUAGCAUAGGUUGCAUUGGUAGAGAAUGUGAAGGCACUUUCAACGCUUGGAUGUUAUUGAAGAGUUUAAUUAAAAAAUCUGUAGAUCUAGGAGCAAUUUAUAUAAAUGCAGAAGUCAUUGGUUUUGAAUUAGAACUACAGAGAGAUCUCUUAGUGGAGGGUGUAAAGCCUGGAACUUUCAAGAGAAUAAAAAGGGUAUUGUACAAAACACCAGAUAAUGAAGAAUAUGGUAUUAAAUUUGCUGGUUGUGUAUUAGCAGCUGGUGACAAAUGUGGAGAAAUUGCAAGACUAGCAAAAAUUGGAACUGGUGAAGGGUUACUUGGCAUACCUUUGCCAAUAGAGGGAAGAGAGGAAAAAGUCUAUUCAUUAGAAGAUAAUGGAACAAUGUCCAGUCUAAGCACUCCCAUGAUAUCUGAUACCAGUGGUCUAUGGCUACAGAAGAAUGGCCUGCAAGACAAACUUCUCUGUGGCCACAUUCCUUUGCUAACAGCUGAUGUUAAAGAGUCUGAUGGUGAUGAAUACUAUGAGAAAAUUGUGAAGCCUGCACUAAUCAACAGAGUACCUAAUUUUAAAGAUACUAAGAUAAGAAGUGUGGUGUGUGAAAAGUAUGAUUACAAUACCUUUGAUGAUUCUGGAGUAGUGGGUCCACACCCAUACCAUAAUAAUCUCUACAUUGCUGCUGGAUUUGGAAGAUUAGGGUGUGUCCAUGCAGCUGGCAUUGGAAGAGCCAUUGCAGAAUUAAUUAUAGACAGUAAUUUCAUGACUAUCGAUUUAACUAGAUUAACAUUUGAUAGAAUUUUAACAGGUAACCCAAUGAUAGAGUUUAAUGUGUAUUGA
This is a messenger RNA of Hyposmocoma kahamanoa, 1688 nucleotides long. It is a transcript of the gene l(2)37Bb, whose product is annotated as FAD-dependent oxidoreductase domain-containing protein 1-like. The transcript has 6 exons. Gene Ontology annotation, cellular component: cytoplasm. Gene Ontology annotation, molecular function: oxidoreductase activity. NCBI's taxonomy places the organism in Eukaryota, Metazoa, Arthropoda, Insecta, Lepidoptera, Cosmopterigidae. The record is from RefSeq and is a predicted model, not a curated record. Bases 270 to 1688 code for a protein of 472 amino acids.